Messenger RNA from Entrophospora sp. SA101, 1580 nucleotides. The record is from the annotation of a GenBank genome assembly. Lineage: Eukaryota; Fungi; Glomeromycota; Glomeromycetes; Entrophosporales; Entrophosporaceae.
ACACUUUGGAUGCAACGAUUGAAAAUUUGCUUUUGCUGAAGCCCCCAAUAAAUAGAAAAACAGUUGAUGGGCAAAAAGAGACAUUAAGAUCAUCGAUAAAAGUUUUAUUGAAAGAGGACAAAGUGUUACAAAAAGAUUGUAAGCAGUUAAAUGCUUGGUUUAUUGAUAUCGAGAAAAAGGAAAAAAACAGAAAGGAACUGAAAAUUAUAGACAGAAAAGACUGUGCUAUUUUUAAAAAAGCAAGAUUUUUUUCUAGUGUUGUGCAACAUGCCAUCGGUGGCUUAACGGACAAUGAGUUUAAAAAAGAAUUACAAGAAAUCCCGCAAAGAUUCUCAUUCUCAGCGUCCAAACAAGGUUCAUAUGUUGAACCAAUAUUGCAAUAUGUUGAGAAAUCCCUCUUUGGAUUUAUUAUAAAGCAUCAACAAUACAUUCCUUCUAAAACUGUAAAAGAGUUGGUGACAAAAUACACUUUGGAUGCAACGAUUGAAAAUUUGCUUUUGCUGAAGCCCCCAAUAAAUAGAAAAACAGUUGAUGGGCAAAAAGAGACAUUAAGAUCAUCGAUAAAAGUUUUAUUGAAAGAGGACAAAGUGUUACAAAAAGAUUGUAAGCAGUUAAAUGCUUGGUUUAUUGAUAUCGAGAAAAAGGAAAAAAACAGAAAGGAACUGAAAAUUAUAGACAGAAAAGACUGUGCUAUUUUUAAAAAAGCAAGAUUUUUUUCUAGUGUUGUGCAACAUGCCAUCGGUGGCUUAACGGACAAUGAGUUUAAAAAAGAAUUACAAGAAAUCCCGCAAAGAUUCUCAUUCUCAGCGUCCAAACAAGGUUCAUAUGUUGAACCAAUAUUGCAAUAUGUUGAGAAAUCCCUCUUUGGAUUUAUUAUAAAGCAUCAACAAUACAUUCCUUCUAAAACUGUAAAAGAGUUUGUGACAAAAUGUACACCUCCACGGCAGAUGGACUUCUCAGACGCUGACCUAUUGUGCCUUUUAAAUUUCAUCAUACAAAAUAUUUCCUUAUUCACAAUUGGACAAUCAGAUCAAACAUUAUUUCACGGGCAAUACAAACUUAACCCAUCUGAUCUCCUCAAGUCCUUCAAAACUGAAGCAAGAAAUCACAAUGCUCAUGGAAUCACGCAGCUGGAAGGCAGAUGGAAUGACGAAAAACUCCAAAGACUGUCAACUCUGGCACUUGAAGUAGUUGGAUGUCUUGGGGAUAAAGAAACAUUCGAGUCAUUGGUAGAAAUAAAACUGAAAUUGGAUUCCGAACUCACAGAACAUAUUAUUUCAACAAUGAAACGGAAAUGUGAAGAAAAUGGGAAUGAACACCAUGAGAAAAGGAGAAAUACAAUGGACAUAGAGCUUGGAGAAUUGUCGGACUUUGCACUAGACAUAAUCAAUAAAUUGGAUUCAUCAGAUAAACAAGAGCUAAAGCAAAUUGUACGAUUGGCUGUGGAUAAAAAUGAGGCGUUUAUGAAUAUCUGGAGGAGCUUAGUGACCCAAAAUAAUGAAAGUAAAAAGAUUGAGAAGUUCAUAACACUAAUGAAUUUCCGGUUUGACAUGGUGGGUACUUCACAUGUUAUUUCUUGA